This is a messenger RNA of Nerophis ophidion (straightnose pipefish), 8262 nucleotides long. RefSeq names its product thioesterase superfamily member 4 (gene them4). Lineage: Eukaryota; Metazoa; Chordata; Actinopteri; Syngnathiformes; Syngnathidae. The transcript is spliced from 6 exons. Bases 862 to 1626 code for a protein of 254 amino acids. The record is from RefSeq and is a predicted model, not a curated record.
UGUCUUUAUUUUUAAGUUAUCGUGCAGGGAUUUUACCAGUCCAGCCCACUUGGGAGUAGAUUUUUCUCCAUGUGGUCCCCGAUCUAAAAUGAGUUUGACACCCCUGUUCUACAUAGUCUUGCUCCAAUCUGUGGACCGUGGAAAAUGGUCACUUUUCACAAUUAAACAGUGAACAUUAUUAAAGUUUUAUUUUGUGACUCGAAUAGUAAUGUACUAUAUGUCUUUCCCACCAGUGAAAUUGUUGCCAGUUAUCUAUAAACUAUACUGGAAAUUAGUUAAAUUUAGAAAGUUAUGAUGGAUUAAAUGCGCUGACAAUUCAUUACACUUGUCAGCAGAUGGCAACGUUGCCCGUUUCAAGAUGACUUCUCCACGAUUUGUCUUGAUCUCGUGUACGGUAUAAAUUAUGUUCAUUGUCUUAAUAAUACAUUUUGUAAAAUGUUUGGCUCAAAUUCCAAUAUUUAUAUAAGUAAAUCCGUGAUUUUGUUGCCGCUGUAGUUUUGCCGAGCCCUCUUCUGCCCAAUUACAAUGCAGGAAUACGUCACCUGACCUAAACGUCACACAUUACAUCACGACUUGCGUUUUCCUCAUGCCGGAAGUUGACAGAGGUGAACUUGCUUUACCUAAAGUCAUUUGUUUCAAGAGUUUAUUCCAUUCUUGUACACAAGUUUGUUAAAAAAAAUCAUGUCAGUUGAGAGACAACUGCUACGUUAGCUAAAUUUUGCGACGCUUCAGGUUAUGAGGGUAUGCUCCGGUUAGCAACGGUUACGUCCCCAACGGCUAUCGUCUGGAUCUCCCUCAGUUUACACACCUCUGAGAAAAAACUGUUCUUCAAUUCUUGUUUUCUUUUUUACGCUUUUCAUCAUGUCAAUCAACUCACAGAUGGUGAGAAGCUUGUUUCGAAUACUCAAGGAUAAGAACAUUGUUUCCACCCCAUACAAGUAUCAGCCAUCCUCCUGCCUUCAAUUCACAAACGGCAUAGCGCGGACCAUGGUGGGGCUGCCCUUCUCCUUGUCUUUUAAGCCUCGGGACUUUAGUCUGCCUAACUCCUCAUGGAGUGAAGAAAUGAUGCGCUUGUACAACUACUACAAUAGCCAGUGUGAGGUGGAGACUGAAACAGGGGAGAAAAAUAGGGGCCCCUGGAGGAGACUACCCAGCUACAAUCGCACCCUCAAGUAUGCUACAGGUGGCGCCUACCUCAGUAAAUUAAUCCAGUCCAAAAAUCGUCUAUUUACCCGCAGCAUAAAAACCCCUGGAGCUGCCUUUGAGUAUGUUGUUUUUCUAAACAAAGAAGAGCAGAGGACUGUCUGCAUUUUUCAGGCUGGACACCUGCUGGAGGGGCCUCCAGGACAUGUCCACGGGGGGGCAAUAGCCACCAUGAUUGAUUCUGUGACAGGGACAAAUGCAGCGUACAUCUCUGGACCAUUGGUGACUGCCAACCUCAACAUUGAUUACCGCAGCCCAAUCCCGUUAGGAAAUACAGUGUUAAUCGAAUCCUCCCUUGAUAAAAGAGAAGGAAGGAAAACCUUUGUUUCCUGUAAAGUUACCAGCACCGAUGGCUCCAAGCUGCACACAGAAGCAAAAGUCCUGUUCCUGUCAAUCAAUGUCAGCCAUUUAUUGGGAAUCUGAUGCAAAUCUACUGUCAUGUUGAAACUAUUUCAACAAGCUGAGGCCUUCUUCAAGUCUCUUUGGCCUUAUUCUUAAAAAGUUUAAUAUGUUUGCUUUAUCUGUUUAGUUACUGUAGAGCCACAGACAGUGGAACCUCCACAGUCAUGUGUUUGUGUAUUCAGAUUUAUGUGAAGCAGGAACCCUGAUUAGCUAGCUGUCUUUUAACAUUAAGAUUUUUGUGACUCUUCUGCCAUGUAAGACUUGUUUGUCCGUGCAGUGAUCUGAAAGUGUAAAAGAGUUUGUAUGCAAUUUCACCUUUCCUUUUCCUAUACUCGCCACUAGUCGGCGCCUUGCACCCACUUAUGUCAUAUUUAUGUGUAAAGAGGGUAUGGCCAAUUGUAUGUUUCAGGCAUCGCAAUGAUUGGUCAAAAGGCACUCUCGUAACUACUGCGAGCCAUGACUGCUACUAACUUUAAGCUAAUGCUAUGUGUUUGCGGCAUUUCCUGAUAAAUUUUUCGAUGUGUGAAAUGUCCUAUGGGGCUGCUCCAGGCGCGAAAAUUGUGGAACAACGUCUGUGUUUUAUUAAGGACAGAACACACAGAAACUAAUACAAAUAACAGAAGAAAUGAACACAUUGAAUAGAUGGUUUGACAGAAGUAGACUAUAUUUAAUUUCAGGAAAACUAAAAUAAUGCAAUUUGGUAACAGCAGAACAGACAGUCAAAUACAAGUAGACGGAUAUUGAAAGUGUUAAAGAAACCUAAGUUGUGUAAUAAUAGAGAAAACAGUGGAAACCUCAUAAAAAUAUACAACAAAGUGGCAAGAAAUAUGUCAAUUAAAAAAAAAUUAAUCAAAAUGUGUUUUGUACCAAAAAAUCUCUCCAUAGUCUCUACUGCUUGUCAGUGUUACAAUAUCUGAGUUAUUAUGCAGAAAUGUGGUAAAAUAAUUACAACAGUACAGUUAUAAACUUAGUAUGUCAAAAAAAAAAAGACAUCAGUGAGAAUAAUACAUGAGUGAUACAUUCAGCACAAAUACAUUGGAGGCAGCCACCACAGUUGACAUACCUCACACACAAGUCAUACUUGUGAUUGUUGGUCCAAACCUAAUUUAAGCAAAAUGAAGGGUCAUUCUGUGUAUUUUCUUUGAACGCUUAUUGUGCCGUCGGGUGUGUGUUAGUGUCUGUUGAUCACGAAACACUGCAGAAAAGUAGCAGCAGAGUGCGUCAACUGCAGUCUUAAAGAUAUAUUUUGACAAAAUAAAAUUAUAUUUCAUUGUAGGUUUAUGAGCUAGAGUAUGUUUAAAAUUAUAUACAGGCGUAUUGUUUUGGCUUAUUUUGUCAGAAAAACUAACAUCAGUCAUGUGUAUUUCUGGUCUUGUCAUCCUUGUCCGGUCAGAAGGGAUCAAAAGAGACGUCGAAGAUGAUUUACUGAACCAAAAGUUGCUUUAUUACUAGCGAGCAUCAUUAUAUAGGACUGCAGUUCCUGGAGGAGGUCAGGUCGGAAAAAUGAGGCGCUCUUCACUAAGAGAAGCCAAACCAUCCGUUUUAUAGUUCUCCUUCCUGUCUCUGGGUGUGUGCUAAGUCAGGACAGCACACCUGGACCAUAAAAUGAGAUGUUUGUGUGUAAGUUUCUGGAAAGCCAACAGCAGGUUGUAUCUUAGAUACUGGCAUUAAGCUAAGCAUGUUGUCUCUUCUCACGGACAGGGCCAUCACCUUUUGCUUUCCGAGGUAGAAUUUUAUUGCCCUUUCUUUCACGAGAAUUAAUCCAAUCCACACACAAGAACGGGCCCUAUAUUAUGAUGUGCACAAACUGAAAUACCUACUAGUUAAACUGGGGGUUUGCUUUCUCCCAGAUGAAUAUAAACAUUCACCAUAUGCAAAACAUAAUAUGAGUUAAUUAUUUCACUUCAUCAUAAUGACAGCAAUUGCAUACAUCCAGGCACAGCUGCACAUAUCUUCCGUAGCAGUCGUGGCGUCUGUUUAGUGAGCCAUACUCUCCUUAUACACACCUCUGACUCAUGUUAUUCUGUGUUGGAGCCACCACAUGAGACUUUCGAUCACUUGCUGUAAGUAAAAGUUAAUAUUUUAUCAGUAACUUAGUUCUCAGAAGUAUGUUUGUCUUUAAAUACAUUAUCAGUAUUGUUACCUGUGAACAGGUUGGGUUUUCUCAGUGUGUGCAUCACUGAGAGUUUGACUGCAACACAGAAUAAAAUAAGUGGGUUCAAGGUGGCAACGAGUGGUAAGUAUAGGGAAAGGAAAGAUGAAAUUGCAGACAAGUAUUUUUUACAAGUUCUUACGCUGUCAGAAACAUCACAUGUAAAAAGACAGCCAAUCAGAUUUACUGUUUUACACAAAUCUGAAUACAUUGACACACUUUUUUUUUUUACACACAUAGAUCAAAAUACAGUCACAUAAAUUGAAACAUACACACAGAUCUGAUAACACACACACACAUAUUGAAAUACAGACACACAGAUUAGUACACUUGAAUCGGAUUACAGACACAGAUUGAUAUAUGCAUUUGCAAAUAGUUUUGCCACUAUAAUACCUCCAUAGAUGCUGGUUGAAUUCCAACUUGUCCUAAUUUCAAAACACACUGGAUAGAAAGGAACUCCUUCUUGCAGUGUCAAACUGUCAUUAUUAGACUGGCAGAUUUGCCCCGUACACAACCUUAAAGGGGAACUAUAUAUUUGUUAAAAUGUUUUUAUUUUGCCUAUCGUUCACACAAUUAUGAUUGUUUUGUUUUUUUGAUAGGUAAUUCCUAAAUAUUUCACCACAGAAUUUACGGAGACAUUGCAAAUAUUUUAUUUCACACAUUCAUGAAUAGGAAACAAAAACAUUAUUUUAAGAUUUAGGCAAAUUCCUCAUACAUUACAGAAUUUUUGAAUCUUUUCAAUAGCAGUUGGAAUUUGUUCUUCAUUUAUUAGGAAAAGAGUUGUUUCAUAUGCUAAUUGACUAUCAUUUCCAUGCCAGCAGGUUGAAAUAUGGUAAUAACAGACACCCUUGAGGAAUGCCCAUUUUGUUUAGGAAACUGGGGUUGUGCCUUAGACAAGUAAGACAACUAUUAUCAUAAAGUCCUCUAAUUGUCUCCCAAAACUUAAUACCAUUUCCAAUUUCCAUUUAUAAAAAGAAAGUUGAAAUACCAAAACAUACCAAUCACGUCGCCGCCAUAGUUUGUCUGCCUUAGUGCUUAUAAUAAAAAAAAAUCACCUAUACUUUAUUAAUAUUCAAGUCACAAUAUGUAAACUGGGUAUCGUUGAUGCUUUUUGAAUAGUUAUCAGAUUUUAUGGGCAGAAAAGUGGAGCUCCCAUUGGCUCCGCUGUAAGCAGACUUUUAUUUACGUUUAUUUAAUAUUUAGAAUGCAUUUAAAAAAAUACAUACAUUCUCAUGUCUUACAUAAUGAUUGUGAACGAUAGGCAAAAUUCCCCCCAAAAAUAUUUUUUUUGUUUGUUUUUUGGGUUGUUUUGGAGAGGGGGUUACUUGUGCUUCUCUGGGAUCCAAUUUCAUUUAAAAAUAUUUUAAAAAGACCAGGUUGGAGACCCUUGAAGAUAUAUUUUAAGAUUAUUAACCGUAACCACUGUGUAAUUUGACGAAGAACAGAGAGGAAACCUUGAGGUGUUUUAUUAUUUAUUACUGCUAGAAUUAAGCCUUGUGAUACUCAUUAUUUAUUGUUCUGAGCAGCCGAAGCUGUUUUGUCAUACAGUAGGUUACAUUGUUACAUUUGACUACCUCUUUAUUAAUGGCACCAACAUCACAUAUUUUAAGCUGAUUUAUAUCCUAUUUAUUCUAACUUAACAUAUUGAGGGCCAUUGUACUGUACAACAUUUGAAAUAAUACUUUACAGUGUGGUUGUUUUCUCUCUCACAAACAAUACCUUUUGGGCAUUUUACUAGCUUUGCCAGUGUGUGAAUUAUUUAUGACUUUGGAAAAAAAAAACUAUUUGAAGAAUUUGGGAGUAAUUAUCAAAACCAUCACAUUUUUCAAAGUACACAAAGUUGUUGAUGGGUAAAAGCUAAAUAUACAUGAAAUGAAAACACUGACAUCAGUGAAUCAACUCGCAUCAUUUAUCUGACAAAGUGGCUGUUUUUAUUAAGCCCCCUCCCACUUGUGUUGCACAAUAAUUAGCUGACACUGCACACAUUUCAGAUUCACGCACUUGUGUGGUUUUUCAGUCAGAGGGCCUCUUUGACCUCAGUCGCACACAGUUGGAAAAGCGACCUUGCUAUCUUUAACGUAUUUGUGGCGUGUGCGUGUCAAGAGUUGUGGUUAAGGUUAUGGCAGUGUGUUGUCAGUUAAAACUACUACUGCAAAAAACAAUACUGUGUCCCACACUUCACAUACAAUUCAGUUCAUAAACAAAUUUUUUGCCCCCGCUUCCUAAUAUCAGACUUUGCCAUGAAUAUAAUCAUUUAAAUCCUUCAUAAAUGUUUCUUUUUUAGGGGUGUCAAACUCCUCUUCAUUGAGUGCCACGUUGCAGUUUUGACAGCCGUCAGAGGGCCGCCCGCUUGUAACAUUAAUAAAAAAACUAUGUAUGUAGAACAAUUAGUCGCAUGGGAUUGUGAAACAAUUACAAAUGCAUUUGAGUAGUCAGUGUAUGUAUCUACCUACACUGUCGGCCAAAAAAUAUCUGUAGAUUUUGCGGCCAAGAAAAUCACAGCAUUUUACCAUAAAAUUUACAGUAAAAUGGUCAUGCUUUAUUUUACUGUAAAAUUUGGUGAUUCAGCUGCCAGUUUUUUGUUGUUUUUUUGCAUGAAACAUAUGGUUGCUGUUUUCACAGUAAAUGUAAAAUGGUACAACAGUUUUUUUUCUUACGGUACAAUUCUGAAGACCGAGCUGUUUAAAGUAUGUAUAUAUAUAUAUAUAUAUAUAUAUAUAGUUGUGAUCAAAAUUAUUCAACCCCCACACAAUUUUGGUGUUUUAGCAAGUUGGACAUUUAGUCCGUAUUUUGUUUAUAGUCAUAUCAAAUAAAGAUGCAUUAAAUAGACAAAUGCAACUUGAAUUACAUUAUAUUUUGUAACAUACCAAACAGUGUCAUUUCUCUUAAUAUCUCAUUGACAAAAUUAUUCAACCCCCUAGUUACAUGCAUUUUUAGUACUUAGUAGAACACCCGUUGGCAGUAAUUACAUCCUUCAAACGUGAUACAUAACCGGACACAAGCUUCUUGCAACGAUCUACAGUUAUUUUAGCCCAUUCCUCUUGGGCAGAGACCUCCAGUUCGUUCAUAUUCUUGGGCUUGCGUGCUGCAACUGCCUUCUUCAAGUCCCACCACAGGUUUUCUAUAGGAUUUAUGUCUGGCGACUGUGAACGCCACUCCAGAGUCUUCCAGCCCUUCUUCUGCAACCACUCUGAAGUUGAUUUGGAGGAAAGCUUGAGAUCGUUGUCCUGUUGGAAGGUCCAACGUCUCCCAAGCCUCAGCUUCGUCACUGACUUCAUGACAUUUGCAGCUAAUAUAUCCUGGUAGGAAAUAGAAUUCAUAAUGCCUUGAACGCGCGGGAGAUUCCCGCUACCUGAGGCAGAGAAACAGCCCCAGAGAAUGAUUGACCCCCCCACCAUGCUUAACAGUAGGCAAGGUGUUCUUCUCUUUGUAAGCUUAAUUUUUCUCCUCCAGACAUAUCGUUGAUUCAUAGGCCCAAAGAGUUCCAGUUUUGUCUCAUCACUCCAUAGAACAGUUGCCCAAAACCUUUGGGGUUUGUCCAGAUGAUUUUUGGCAUACUGGAGUCUAUUUUCUUGUGCCUGGUAGUCAGAAGUUGGGUGCGCCUGGGAGUUCUGGCAUGGAGGCCUUCAUCUCGCAGUGCGCCCCUAAUUGUCUGGAACGAAACCUGCGUUCCCCCCUCUGCAAUGUCCUGUUGUAGUUCCUCAGCUGUUACCCGGGGGUUUUUCACCACUGUACGCUUCAACAGCAGUUGCACACAGCAUCCUCUUUCUACCACGCCCAGGUAGUUUCCACUGUGCCUUUAGCUUUAAACUUGUGAAUUAUGCUCCCAACUUUGUCUCUUGGAAUGUGUAAUGUAUUUGCUAUUUUCUUAUAUCCAUAUCCUUUCUUAGCAAGAGAAAUUACCUCCUCUCUUGACUUCUUUGACCAAAUAUACCAUUGACCAUCUACAAGAAGCUGAGCGUCACAGUCUUUUUCAAUCAGUUUAAUUGUUGUUAGUUAUGGUUCUAAUCACAUCUACAGGUGUUUUCAACACCUGAUUGAAAAGACCUUAUUCAAAUUAUGUUGUUAAAAGUUAUGAUCUUCACGGGGUUGAAUAAUUUUGUCAAUGAGAUAUUAAGAGAAAUGACACUGUUUGGUAUGUUACAAAAUAUAAUGUAAUUCAAGUUGCAUUUGUCUAUUUAAUGCAUCUUUAUUUGAUAUGACUAUAAACACAAUACGGAAUAAAUGUCCAACUUGCUAAAACACCAAAAUAGUGUGGGGGUUGAAUAAUUUUGAUCACAACUGUAUAUAUUGUCAUGUUUACAGUACCAUUUGAUGGAUAACUUGCUUUGAAAUCAUAAAGCAGAGUAUAUAUUUAUGUAUGUUUUUACCCAAAAAAUGUUUCGAAUGUAGGAUAAUUCAAUAUAUGUUGCAUUAUUAGAUAGAUAAACUCUAAAAGAUAUAUAACUGCUUGCAGUGCAUUUAUUUUUUUCUUUCAAAAUAGAAAAAUAAAGAAAUAUAAAGUA